Molecule: messenger RNA, 2508 nt
Organism: Pedinophyceae sp. YPF-701
Lineage: Eukaryota; Viridiplantae; Chlorophyta; Pedinophyceae
Source: the annotation of a GenBank genome assembly
AUGCGGGCGCACGUCGCGCGCGCGAAGCCCGCUGCGGCGCUGGCGAGCAGGCCGGCCGCCGCGAGCCAGACGCGCCGGCGCGCGGCGGUCGUCGUGCGCGCGGAACAGAAGACGAAGCUCACAGUCUCAGCAAGGAAGGAGUCGGAGGGUGACGGCCAGCUGGUGCUGGUUGGCUCCAGCCCCGCGCUCGGCCAGUGGGACGUGACCAAGGCCCUGAGGACCGCGACGAGCGACGGACGGGUCUGGAGGACCGAGGUCGAGCUCCCGCGCGGCUCCCGCACCGAAUUCAAGCUCGCGCUCGUCCGGCCCGACGGGUCGACGGUCUGGGAGAACGUCGGCAACCGCACGGCGAAGCUUGCCGACGGCGCCACGAAUCUCGAGCUGCUGUGCACCUGGGACGACGAACACUCGACGGAGAUCCGGCCGAUGGCGAAGAACGGCACGCGCGCGGGGGACCACUUCCGGGGGUCGAACGUCGGGCCCGUGGAGGCCGCGGACGAGUACGUUCGCGCGAUCGCCGGCGGCAUGGCCGAGACGAUGGUGCGCUUCUGCGACGGGCUCGUGCGGCGCACGGACGCGCAGCGCAACUGGGCGCAGAGCCAGGGCCGGCGCGCGUUCCUCGCGCGCAACGCCGAGAAGGCCAAAAUCCGCAUCUCGACCAACUACGAGACGGGCUUCGGACAGACGCUGGCGAUCGUCGGCGACGGUCCGUGGCUGGGCGACUGGGACGUGGACCGCGCGCCGCGCAUGAAGUGGCACGAGGGGCACGUGUGGCGCGCGACGGUCGAGCUGCCGCGCGGCUUCGACACCGAGUUCAAGCUCGUCGUCGUCAACGACGGUGGCGGUGCGAUCUGGGAGGAGGGCGAGAACCGCAUGGCGUCGCCCGCGAAGGACUCGCAGUUCGUCGACCUGUGGUGCAACUGGGGCGACGUCUACUCCACGCACGUCGUGCCGCCCUCUAAGCUCAAGGUCUACACCAGGUACGAGACGGCCUACGGGCAGUACCUGGCGCUGAUCGGCGACGGCCCCGCGCUCGGCGACUGGGACAUCAACAAGGCGCCCAGGAUGGAGUGGAGCGAGGAGCACGUGUGGAAGAAGGAGGUCGAGGUGCCGCGCAGCUCCGAGACCGAGUUCAAGCUCGUCCUUCUGAACGACGCCGGCGAGCAGCUCUGGGAGCAGGGCAUCAACCGCGUCGCGCCGGUGUCGGACUCCGCGGAGAGCGUCGAGGUGGUGUGCGACUGGGACUACACCGCCGCGACGAGCGUGGCGACGUUCCGCGAGCCGGAGCCGCACCAGCGGCCCCAGCAGCCGCAGCCGCACUACGUCACGCACCACCAGCCCGACAGCUUCCACCAGCGCGAGGGCAGCCAGCACGACAACCACUACGCCAGCAACAGCUACUCGCAGGGCUACUCCGAGGACAUGACGCGCCUCCGCGUGUCCACGCGCAAGGCCACGAUGAGCGGGUACACCCUCGUCCUCGUCGGCGACGGCCCCACGCUCGGCAACUGGGACGUCACUAAGGCCCCGCGCAUGACGAUCGGCGACGGCAACAACCUGUGGUACGCCGAGGUCGACGUGCCGCGCGGCGCGAGGACCGACUUCAAGCUCGCGAUGGAGAAGCCCGACGGGUCGUACACGUUCGAGGCCGGCGCGAACCGCGUGGCGUCGCCCUCGGAGAAGUCGACGUUCAUUGAGUUGUCCUGCGAGUACGACAACACCGCGUACACGAUCCUCGCCGCGGCCGAGGAGGCCGUGCCGCGCUGGAACGAGCCGCAGCACGAGCACCACCACCACGAGCAGCACCACGAGCCCGCGCCGGCGUACGCGGGGGAGAUGGCGACGAUGCGUGUGUCGACGCUGCACGAGACCGCGCUGGGGCAGUACCUCGUGCUGGUCGGCGACGGCCCGGGCCUGGGCAACUGGAACGUCCGCAAGGCGCCGAAGAUGACGUGGUGCGACGGGCACCUGUGGCAGGCCGAGGCCGAGGUGCCGCUGAACCGGGAGACGCGUUUCAAGCUCGUCCUGUGCUCGGACAACGGCGACGAGAUCUGGGAGGCCGGCGACAACCGCGCGGCGGUCAUUUCCGAGAAGUUCGUCGACCUCGCGUGCCUGUGGAACGACACGGAGGCCACGUUGAUCGUCCCGAUGUCGGCGCUGAACGAGGCGGCCGAGAGGGCGAUCGAGCGCGAGCGCGCCGAGGCCGAGCAGGCUGCGCGCGAGGCGAACGGCGGUGGCGGCUGGGACGGCUGGACGGAGAGCCCGCAGCUCGCAGACGCCGCGUUCCCCGACCUGGGCGGCGUCGGGCAGGACAGCGGCGCCAACAAGUCGCGCAUCCGCCGGACGACGGUGCUCGCGACGUCGCGGCGCCCGCGGCGGUCGCGGCGCAACGGCCGGACGACGGCGCAGCCGGAGACCGUCGCCGGGCCGGAGGCCGGGCGCGGGCGCCGCAUCUCGCGCAGGUCCUUCCUCACGCAGAGCGGCCUGAGCCAGGAGGAGGAGGAGUGA